CCAUAAAAUGGUUUUCAUUGGUUAUCGUUUGGAGUGGAAUUUAAUUUAGUAAAUUUUAAUGCACUCUUUUGAAAACUGCAAACCGAGCGAAUUAUUUUGAAGGGAAUGCGGGGUAUACGUGCGAGUAAAUGAAUAAUAGUGAUUAUUCGGAUUUGGAAAACUAAAAAUUACCUACAAUUUAGUGAAUCAAACAAUUAGUAUUGCUUUUGGAAUAAAAAUUUGUGCUGUGGAUGUAAAGGUUUUGCCCUAUUUUCGAUAAUUCAAGGAAAAAGUAAAUGAAAGAUAAGCUGUUGCAUUGACUGGCAUAUGUAGAACGUUGCUACCAUUUUUAAAGACAUCAUCAUAAUUUACGAGGCGUACAAAUAAAAUAUAAUAAUGGUUGAUUAUUACAAAGUUCUCGACAUAUCAAGGAAUGCGACGGAAGGCGAAGUGAAAAAAGCCUAUAAAAAGUUGGCGCUGAAGUGGCAUCCUGAUAAGAAUCCAGACAAUUUAGACGAAGCCAAUAAAAGAUUUAGGGAACUAUCUGAGGCCUACGAAGUUUUGUCGGAUGCACGUAGACGGAAAAUAUAUGACACACGUGCGACUCUACACAAGGAAGGUUCCAAUUACAGCUAUUCAAAAAACAGCGGAUAUACCAGUGGCUGUGGAUAUAGGUAUCGAACUCGCACAGAUCCUAAACGCGAUUACAAUUUCAACUAUAACGAUGACGACUAUAGUAGACAUGAUAAUUACUCUUCGAAACAGGGGAACAAAUACCACUCAUUUACUUUUCGAAAUAUAUUUGAGUGGACGCCAUUUCAUAAAUUAUUUGAAAAGAAGCGUCGUAUAUAUGACCAAUAUGGUAAAGAAGGUUUAAUGGGUGAUCGCGGCCAUCAUCGAUCUUCACGCCAUCAUCACGCGCACGAGUUUGAUGACUUCGAUGUGAUAAGUGGUUUCCCGUUCGUUUUUCGGCCACCUGAAGAAGUUUUCCGUGAAUUUUUUGGUGUGAACUCUCCAUUUCUUGAUUUGUUUAGAGAUGUGGGUGGCUAUCCACAAUCGAACAGACACAAUAAUGGUUUAAGUAGCAGUGGACGUCAACACGCCGGCACAAAACUGGCCUCGCCGUUUGGAGCGCCUAUGCUAAAUUACUCUAUGAUGGAUUUUAUGAUGCCUUCAAAUGGAUUCACAUCAUUUAGCUCGAUCAAUUCAUUGCCAAAUGGAAGAGGUGGUUCGGGUAAUGGCGCUGUAAAACGCACCUCAACUUCAACGACGUUCGUCAAUGGUAAAAAACUAAUGACUAAACGAGUCUAUGAAAAUGGGAAAGAGACUGUGUUUUCAUAUGAAAACGAUGUCCUAAAAUCAAAGACUGUGAACGGAGUUGCACAGAAACUCUCUUCAAUUACAAAUUAGAAAAAGUCAUAAACUUAAUAGAAAGAAGAAAAGAGGAAAUGUAAUCGAAAUUUUGCCCCAUAUAACUGUCCCUUCUAAGCCUAGGAUUUCCCACUACUAUAGUUAUUUAAUUUCGUUAUUAUUAUUUUUUUAUACAAAUAUUGUUAAUGAUACUACUAGUGAUUAGCAAGGAUAAAAUAUUUUGCAAAUCUCCACUUCAAUAUGCUUAUUUAUCUUAAUCAGUAUAAAUGUGAGAGUGUACGCCUUGUAAUAUUCAUUAGCUAACAAUUAUGCCAGAGUUGAAUAGUAUGCUUGAACUAAUGUGACAGAAGAAGGUAAACUUAUUCUUCGAAAUAUUUUGCAAUAUUUAUGGAGAUAUAGAUUACUUAAAAACGGUUUAUUUUACUUAUAUUAAGCAUAGAAAUAUUAUUUUGUGGAAUGAUUCGCAUUAAAACAAUAUUAUUCUCAUAGUCGGCAUAUCGCUGAAACGAUUACAAAUGAAUAAACCACUUCAGUCAAUUCUUUUACGGCCUGAAGGCAAUUGGAGAUGACAAGUGAACUUAUCUCAACUCACUAACGAAAUGGUUGGUGGUCACCCCGUUCCACGGCGUCUAGUUGUAUAUCUGGCGCAUGCGCUUUAGGAGCAAAAGCCAUUUGGCAAGCCAAGAAAACGAUUUAUUUAACGAGUUUAUUUAAGUCAGGUGGAUGCUAGCGUGGAACCUCAUGCGGCCGCUCCUAUAAUCUGUGUCGUUUGGUCUUUUAUUCUGUGGAUGACCACAGUGAUUGUGCUUAAAGUAUGUCGGGAGUGGCUAUGUGUUCAUAAGAACUUCAAAUAAUGCCAUUACCUAACCUUUUUUGUCAUAUAACAGGACAAGUUGCAUUGCGAGAGAACGAGUACUUCAAUCGAUUUGCUAGCUAAUGAUCAAUAUUAUCAAAAGACCUCAACAAUUGUUAUUUCUGCAUAGUCACACCGGUAUAGUCUGGCGAUAUGCUCAGUUCAUUAGAAGUCUUAUCAUUUGGUAAUUGGUACAAAUUGUUAGGUUGCAUAUCAAAACACACAAGUCCAAAGCACACUAGCUAAUUUCAAGAGCAAUACCAUCUCGCAUUCCUAGAAACAUUGGAAAGUUACACACGAAAUGACAAACGGAAUUGAAAAGUACUGAAAUAUUUAAUUCACAAUAUACAUACACAAUAUAAUUAAAAUUGAUGUUAAUAUGUAUGGACUUUUGAAUUUGAGCAGACAGAGUAACUAAUAAAUUGAGUUAUAUUUAUCAAAAUAUGUAUUAAUAAUAAAAUUUGCCAGAUAAAGUAAAAAUAAAAGGAAUCGCUUAGCGAUUAAUAUAAUAUACAAUUCUUAUGAUUAUAUCCUUGAUAAAAUUGAUACCAUUUAACAAAAAAUUAAAUUCGUUCAAAUAAGGUAAGGAAAUGCUCUUUCCUGCAUUACGAUCAUACUUCUAACAUCGAUUUAUAUAAGUUUGAAUAAGUUAGUGCGGUGGUAACAAAAUUAAACUCUUACUUUAGUUUAACAAAAAUAAAAGAACGCUUCAUGUGACUACUGGCACUUUUUAUUAUUAAUAUUAUAUUUUUCAUGAAUAAAUUUAAAAGUAUAGACCGUACAGAGAAGAAUGUAUGAAAUGACUGAACGCAUGCUCGUCAAUGUGCGGGUACUAUGCAUAAGUCAGCUUUCAGCGUUUGGUACUCAAAUAAAAUUUCUUCAGCUCUAGUACAAUAUACACAAAUGAAAUUUGAAAUGGUGAAAUUAGAUUUUAAUAGAAAAAUAUUGAUUACUCAGAUGGAAACUAAACACAUACAUAAAUUUAAGUUCAUAUCAAAAAGCAAAACUUUUAAGUUUCUGGUAAAUUUCGGGAAUGUAGCUUUCAGUUCUUUAAAAUUCUAUAAUUCAAAAAGCGAAAUACGAAUAUUAUAUUUCAUAGGAAAUGAAUGUGCUGACCAACAAACAGUCGUGGGAGUCAUUAAAAAUGCUAUGGCGAAAUUCUUUAAUUUAAGUAAAAGAAACUGCUUUAAAAUCGGCCAUCAAAUAGAUUCAUAUUUUAAGCAUGAAUGUUACUUAAUAUGAGCAAAAUGUUAGUUGAAGAAGAAUUGCCACACUAGCGAAAUUCGUUUCUAUUUAGAGCGCUUGGUAUGUGUAUGUGAAGAAAAUGAUUUUGUUACAAGGGAUAAAAAUAUUUUAAUCAUUUUAUAUUUCCGUUGUGAUUAUGCGCAUCAAAAGGUACGAUAUAAGAAUAGUCAUAUUAGAAGCAAAAAUUGUAAGUGUAAUACAUAUUUAAUGUAACCACAGAUAUAUUAAUUGAUUCUAUAAUAUGUGAAAGGUAGUGAUAUAAUUUUAUUCAAAAAAAAAAAGAUAACAUAUUAAUCAUAAAAGAUACAAAUAUAUACAUCUCCCGCACCAGCUGAGUAUCAUAUAAAAUACUUAAUGUUAAUAUUAGGUUCGAGACUUAUAAAUUUUAAAAAUAAAAGCAAAAAUAUGA
Ceratitis capitata (Mediterranean fruit fly) is the source of this 3857-nucleotide messenger RNA. RefSeq names its product dnaJ homolog subfamily B member 6 (gene mrj). The coding region runs from base 376 to 1389 and encodes 337 amino acids. The transcript is spliced from 7 exons. Gene Ontology annotation, molecular function: Hsp70 protein binding. The record is from RefSeq and is a predicted model, not a curated record. Lineage: Eukaryota; Metazoa; Arthropoda; Insecta; Diptera; Tephritidae.